AUGGCGGAACGCGUGGGAAAACGACCCUGUGGCCCGGGUGAACACGGCCAAAGGAUUGAGUGGCGGAAAUGGAAAAAGCAGAAAAAAGAGGAGAAAAAGAAGUGGAAGGCCCUCAAGCUGAUGAAAAAACUUGAGCGGCAGCGGGCACAGGAGGAACAGGCAAAGCGCCAGGAGGAGGAGGAGGCAGCACUGCAGAGCGAGGACCAAGGGCGGCCUUACACCCUGAGCGUGGCCCUGCCAGGCUCCAUCCUGGACAACGCCCAGUCGCCUGAGCUUCGCACCUACCUGGCCGGCCAGAUUGCUAGAGCCUGUGUCAUCUUCUGUGUGGAUGAGAUUGUGGUGUUUGACGAAGAGGGCCAAGACGCCAAGACUGUGGAGGGGGAAUUCAUGGGAGUCGGCAAGAAGGGGCAGGCAUGUGUACAGCUGGCCCGAAUCCUGCAGUACCUGGAGUGUCCACAGUACCUGAGAAAGGCAUUCUUCCCCAAGCACCAGGAUCUACAGUUUGCAGGACUGCUUAACCCCUUGGACAGCCCUCACCACAUGCGGCAGGAUGAGGAAUCCGAGUUCCGAGAGGGCAUUGUGCUGGAUCGGCCCACCCGGCCAGGCCACGGCUCCUUUGUCAACUGUGGCAUGAAGAAGGAGGUGAAGAUUGACAAGAACCUGGAGCCUGGACUCCGAGUGACUGUGCGACUGAACCAGAAGCAGCUCCCAGAAAGCAAGACGUACCGUGGAAAAGUUGUAUCAUCACAGGACCCUCGUACCAAAGCUGGUCUCUACUGGGGCUACACCGUCCGGCUGGCCUCCUGCCUCAGUGCUGUGUUUGCCGAGGCGCCCUUCAAGGACGGUUAUGACCUGACCAUUGGGACGUCAGAGCGAGGCUCCGAUGUGGCCUCCGCCCAGCUUCCCAGCUUCAGGCACGCGCUGGUGGUGUUCGGGGGCCUAGAGGGGCUAGAAGCUGGAGUGGAUGCUGACCCCAACCUGGAGGUCACUGAACCCAGUGUCCUCUUCGACCUGUACGUCAACACCUGCCCCAACCAGGGCAGCCGCACCAUCCGCACCGAGGAAGCCAUCCUCAUCUCCCUGGCUGCCCUGCAGCCCAGCCUCACUCAAGCAGGUGGCCGGCCCAGCUGA
Molecule: messenger RNA, 1131 nt
Organism: Orycteropus afer afer
Lineage: Eukaryota; Metazoa; Chordata; Mammalia; Tubulidentata; Orycteropodidae
Gene: SPOUT1
Product: SPOUT domain containing methyltransferase 1
Exons: 12
Coding region: 1-1131 (376 amino acids)
Biological process (GO): maintenance of centrosome location; miRNA processing
Cellular component (GO): spindle pole centrosome; mitotic spindle; kinetochore
Molecular function (GO): miRNA binding
Source: RefSeq, a predicted model, not a curated record